This is a messenger RNA of Loa loa (African eye worm), 1182 nucleotides long. RefSeq names its product DM DNA binding domain-containing protein. Lineage: Eukaryota; Metazoa; Nematoda; Chromadorea; Rhabditida; Onchocercidae. The transcript has 4 exons. Gene Ontology annotation, cellular component: nucleus. The record is from RefSeq and is a predicted model, not a curated record. Gene Ontology annotation, biological process: sex differentiation; regulation of transcription by RNA polymerase II. Bases 1 to 1182 code for a protein of 393 amino acids. Gene Ontology annotation, molecular function: DNA-binding transcription factor activity, RNA polymerase II-specific; RNA polymerase II cis-regulatory region sequence-specific DNA binding.
AUGGGAUUUGAUUUAACACAAAUUGGCUAUUGUUCGAGCAGCCAAACACAACAACAAACAACUUUUCCAUCAUUACCGCCUGUCCGAUGUGGGGAAAACAUUCAGCAACUUGAUAAUGUUCCAAUUUCCAAACGUAUACCAAAUUGUCAAAAAUGCGGACAACAUGGAAGAAAAUCGCGACUGAAAGGACACAAGCGCGUUUGUCCCUAUCGUGAUUGUAAUUGUGCAAAGUGUCAAGUGGUAAGCGAAAGACAAAAAUUGAUGGCAGAUCAAAUAAAAAUACGACGACGGCAGCGGAAGGAUACGCUGCUGAAUAUAACACGAGAAAAUAUCACAGCAACUUUAAAUGCUGCCGCAGCAGUAGCCGCAUCCGGUCCGCUACCCUAUUUCCACAAUUUUAACGCACUUCUCUACAAACAACUUCAGCAAAACAUGCGGCAUCCAGCAGUAUCAUUUCUACCGGGUCAGCCGCCACCUACAGAAAAUAUCUUAGAAACUGGCUCCUUUAACAACACUUCAGGUACUUUGAGUAGUUAUCUUGCUGGCUCUGCAGCAGCAACUUCAUUGAAACUCGGUCAAUCGCCACAGCAACGACCCUCGCCGUCCGCAUUACCGCAUCUGCAGUUUCUUUUCCAACCGCAGGUGACCACUCCAACUACCACAACAACCAGUACCGCAGCGGAAUGUGACCUUCCCGCACUUUCCAUCACACCACCAUGUACACAAUCUGAUGGUAGCACAAAUGCAAUCGUUCCAGCCAAUCCACCGAUAGCCGUUCCCGUACCUAUUAAUCCAAUGUCAGUUACGGGAAUGGCUCCAAAUCUUGCAGCACAAAAUGCUCUAUCCAGAACACUGCAACAACAGCGACAACAACAACAUCAUCAUCAACAACAACAACAACAACAACAACAACAACAACAACAACAACAACAACAACAACAACAACAACGACAGCAACAAACUGAUCUAACGACCCAAGUAGCCGUAGGUCAAACGUUAACAAAUCAAAUCCCAGCUUUCCUGGACAACGAUCACUUAUUCCAAACACUUUUAAACAAUAUGCGGCAAUUGGAAUGGAAAAUUCCCAUGGAAGCUACACCAACGGCCAUCAUUCCGGAAAGCGGCAACAAAGCGGAAACAAGUCAUAUGUCAAGCAUAUUUGUCGAUGUUUGCAGUAUGUAA